AUGUUUGGUGUUGUUGGCGGCGGAGCGUCGUUUGUCGCUCAGCGCAGCGAGAUCGCGAUUGGCGAGCGGAGGAGCAGCGGGGAGAAGGGUUUUGUGUGGUGGUUGACUUUUGGCACGUGCUCGGGUCUUCGCACCCGAGCGCCGAAUGUCCUCCCACGCUCCCUCUUCCUGACUCCCACAGCCCUCUUUCGCUCGCGCUUCCCGCUGUGGCCCAGCGUUGAAUGUCUCCGGCCCCGGCGGACGGCCAUGGAUGCGGCUGCCCGCCUCCGCCCGCUCUGUUCGAGACCAUCGUCGAGGCACGCUAACCGCCCUUCUAGGCCGCACCCCCGCAUUUUCAGUGUUUUUGGAGGCGGAGCGUUCGUCGCUCGGCGCUUGGCGGUAUCGCGAUUUGCGAGCGGGGAAGCAACGGGGAAAGCGGUGGUGGUUGACUUUUGGCACGUGCUCGGGUCUUCGUACCCGAGCGCCGGAUGUUCUCCCACGCUCCCUGACUCCGACGUGCCGCCCUCGCUGUCGCUGCCCGUCGGGACCCAGCAGCCCGGGGAUAUCUCUGUACAUACCCUGCCGGUCGCUGCCCGCCUUGUGACGAGCUCCUCCUUUCGAUACCGUGGUCCAGCCUGGUGCUGCAGUGGUGCAUGUUGGCCAAAGACUCAGAGUGGUGUCGUCGACAUCGAGGCUGAAGACCUGUCCGCCGUUGUCAAUGAGUCCGUCGUCGUCCGCUCAGUAUCGCCUUCCGCUCCUCCGUUGCCCGCCUCCGCCCGCUCUGUUCGAGACCAUCGUCGAGGCUGGUGCUUGUUGACCAAAGCCCCGGCAACGUCCAUCCACUCCUCGCCAACACAACGCGUCGUUCGGUGUGUCCCCGUUUCAUCGCCUUACUUGCGUGCUGACUUUGAAUUGGACCCCGUUCUAGGGGAAAAGUCAGGGAUUGCAUUCGCGUCGCCAAAUGGCAGAGCGCAAUGUCAGGUCGCGGAAGGUAACGGUAACACUCUGCGCCUCUCUCUCUCCUGCAGCGUGCUAAUCGUCAUUUUCAAGUCUUCCUAUCGUGUCUUGUCUUCAGACAGGUGCUUGGACUUGAGAGCACCACGUGCUUUCGGCGCGAAAGGCCGGGUGUUGCUUGCUCCUCUCAACCCCGCGCCGGACUUCCCCGCGCGCUCGCUGUCAUCAGCGCCGUGUGUUGUGUCCGCGGCGCUUAUCUGGAUCCCACGCGGGCUGCUGUUGGCGAAACGGUACGGGCAGGCGCGUUGCGAGCUGGGCCGGGGUCGUGAGCGGGAGAAGGAAGGAAGGUGGGUGAUAAGCGAGCGCGACACGUGCGCAUGCCACGUCACAGGCCGGCGCCACGGCCCCCUUGCCUCCGCGCAUGCCCAUGAGCGCGCGUCGAGAUGCUGCUGGGCUUCCCGACCGGGAGCGGACGUUAAGCCUCCCGCGGCGAAGUCGGGAAUGGGUGCGGAUGCGCCAUGCGGCCUCCCACAGGUCGUCUUUCUUUCUGGACGACACCACCACCGCCUGAAGAUGAAGAUCCCCGUCGUCGACUUUGCACCGUUUCUGGACAAGGCGAACGACGCUGCUGGGCGCCAGGCCGUCGCCGACAAGCUGCUUGCGGCGCUGCACGAGACUGGAUUUGUGUAUGUCGUGAACCACGGGGUGGAGCAGGCUGCGGUGGAGACGGCGUUUGCAAUGGCCAGACAGUGGUUCUCCCUCCCUUUUGGCACGAAGCUGCUCGCGCUGCGCCCCGCCAUGCAGCCCUACCCGCGCGGCUUUCUCUGUGUCGGGCGGCGGGACCGCGCGACGCCUGCGGAGUUGGCGCUGCCGGACCCCACCGACAUGAAGGAGAGCUUUGUGCUGGGGAGCAAAGACAAUGCGGGUAUGCCCAACAUAUGGCUGGACGAGAAGCCGGACGGCCUGGUGGAAACCGGCUUCCGCGCGAGCUGUUUGGGGCUGUAUGAGCAAUGCCACGCACUCGAAAGCGCCGUCUUCCGUGGACUCGCCCUCGCACUGGGCCUUCCCGACGACCACUUCGCCGUCGGCACCAGUAGCGAAAAUGAUCUGCGCCUCGUGCGGUACCACCCGCAUACGACCCCGGGCGCAUUGCAGCUGACCUUCCAGCGGGAUGUCGAGGGCCUCGAGGUGGAGGACCCCGAGAAGCCCGGCGUGUUCCACCCGAUCCUCCCGGUGCCUGGCGCGGUGCUGCUCAACGCGGGCGACAUGCUGCAGCGAGGCUCACGUGGCGCGGUCCGCAGCGCCGUACACCGCGUCGGCGCGCCGGCUGGUACAGUUGAGGUCAACGGUGCGCCGUGGAAGCCGGAGCGUCUGGAGAUCGUCUAUAACUGCGUGCCCGCGGACGCCGCCGGCGUGGACUGCCGCCGUCCGGACGCGUGA
Molecule: messenger RNA, 2373 nt
Organism: Mycena indigotica
Lineage: Eukaryota; Fungi; Basidiomycota; Agaricomycetes; Agaricales; Mycenaceae
Product: Clavaminate synthase-like protein
Exons: 16
Coding region: 1-2373 (790 amino acids)
Molecular function (GO): dioxygenase activity
Source: RefSeq, a predicted model, not a curated record